UAAGCCUCUUAUAAAUAGCAUGGGCUACAACCAUUCUUUCACCAUGAAGAUCAUCCCCGGCAGCAAGGCCGAGCCGGAGAAAUUCUCCGGCACGGUCACGGAACACGAAAACCGCAACCGGGAGACGGUAAAAUUGGUGUACAAGGCAUUACUGCGUGAUGGCGACACGGAGAAGCUUGCGAAGGUGGUGAGGGCAGAGUUGGAAUGGUGGUACCACGGGCCUCCUCACUGCCAGCACAUGAUGAAAGUGUUGACCGGCGAGUCAACGACGGCACAAAAGGCCUUCAAGUUUAGGCCUCGGAGGAUCAGGGCCGUCGGUGACCGCGUGGUGGUUGAAGGGUGGGAGGGGGCGGGAGAGUACUGGGUGCACGUGUGGAGGUUCAAGCACGGGAUCAUUACUCAGCUGCGUGAGUACUUUAACACGUUGAUCACGGUGGUGCAUCGGGUUUCGGAGGACGGCGAUGAGGCUCGCUUGUGGCGGAGCACCAACCGAGUUCGGGUUCGGGUUCACGGGUCGUUGCCGGAUCUUGUGCUUUCCAUUUGAAUCAUAAGUACCAUGAGAAAUGUUAGUAAAGUAUUUUUUAAUAAAUAGUAUGUUAGAAAAAAAAAAUAUAUGUCACUUGCUAUCACUAUUUACGUAUGUGAUAUAAUCAGACAAGAACCUUGGAUCAUGAUGGAUGUGUUCUUAGUCAGUCACUUGUGGUGGGAGGAAUUGGUUUGGAGCUGUAACUUCAUGUAUGCCGAAAAGUUUAUGCAGUUUGCAGCAUAUAAAUAUCUUGAUGAUUUUAUGUUUUGUUUCAACUA
This is a messenger RNA of Glycine soja, 804 nucleotides long. Its product is annotated as wound-induced protein 1-like. The record is from RefSeq and is a predicted model, not a curated record. The transcript has a single exon. The coding region runs from base 20 to 544 and encodes 174 amino acids. Lineage: Eukaryota; Viridiplantae; Streptophyta; Magnoliopsida; Fabales; Fabaceae.